AUGGCACGAAUUGACCAAGGUCAUCUUCGAGUUUUAACCCAAGACCGCAUUUAUGAAUUUGGUCCUAAAGACGCUAAAUUAAAAAGUGAAAUAAAAGUUGUUAAUGAUUCUUUUUGGAUUCGUUUAUUAUUAUUGGGAGUUCUUGGGUUUGGUGAAGCUUAUAUGUUAGGCGAUGUAGCUUGUGAUGAUUUGAUGACUUUAAUUAAAGUUUUUGUUGCAAAUAGGUCAAAUAUUGAUGAUUUAAGUACAUUAUCAUCUUAUAUUUUCAGUGCAAUCAAUUAUGUCACAAAUUCACGAUUUGCAAACACAAUCAGCAAUGCAAUAAAUAAUAUAUCAGCUCAUUAUGAUAUUUCUAAUGAAAUGUUUGCGGCUUUUCUGAGUAGUGAUAUGACAUAUUCAAGUGCCGUAUUUCUAAAUGAAAAUGAUACAUUAGAAGAAGCCCAAUGUAGAAAAUUGAGAAUGAUGAUUGAAAAAGCAAAGAUCACCAAAGAUGAUCAUGUCUUAGAAAUUGGUAGUGGUUGGGGCUCUUUUGCCAUCCAGGCUGUUAAAACAACUAGAUGUCAUGUUACGACAUUAACAUUAUCAGUUGAACAGAAAAUUUUGGCUGAAGAAAGGAUAGCAAUGGAAGGAUUAUCAGAUUAUAUAACAGUAUUAUUAUGUGAUUAUCGUUCACUACCAGCAAAUCAUCAAUUUGAUAAAAUUAUUAGUAUCGAAAUGAUUGAAGCUGUUGGUCCACAAUAUUUAUCAACUUAUUUUGAAUGUUGUGAUAAAUUUCUAAAAGAAAAAAAUGGAAUAGGAGUAUUUCAAGUUAUCACAAUGCCAGAAACGAGAUAUGAUAGAUAUUGUAAAGAAGUUGAUUUUAUAAGAAAAUAUAUUUUUCCAGGGGGACAUUGUCCAACAGUUACAUCUUUAACAUCUGCGAUUCAAAAAGGUUCUAAAGGACGACUAAUUGUUGAUCAUCUUGAAAAUAUUGGUCCACAUUAUGUACGUACAUUGAGAUUAUGGAGAGAAAGGUUUCUUCAAGCUUUUGAUGAACAUAUACAUCCAGCUUUACUUAAAAGUUGGCCAAACAUGACACCAAAAGAAGUUGAAAUAUUUAAAAGAAAAUGGGAGUUUUAUUUUGCUUAUUGUGAAGGUGGUUUUGCAAGUAGAAUUUUGGGUAAUGUACAAGUUGUUGUAACUAGGGAAGGUAAUGAAGAUUUCUUGAAAGAUAUACCGUUAUAA
Messenger RNA from Entrophospora sp. SA101, 1224 nucleotides. The record is from the annotation of a GenBank genome assembly. NCBI's taxonomy places the organism in Eukaryota, Fungi, Glomeromycota, Glomeromycetes, Entrophosporales, Entrophosporaceae.